This is a messenger RNA of Ogataea philodendri, 1815 nucleotides long. RefSeq lists its product as uncharacterized. Bases 1 to 1815 code for a protein of 604 amino acids. The transcript is spliced from 4 exons. The record is from RefSeq and is a predicted model, not a curated record. NCBI's taxonomy places the organism in Eukaryota, Fungi, Ascomycota, Pichiomycetes, Pichiales, Pichiaceae.
AUGUGGCCAGACUUCAAUGUGAACACCAGCAGUCCAGAGGCUCCCAAAAUGAUGAGCGAUCCCAAGAACUCCAGUCUCACAGCAAGCCAUCUGUUCGCACUCACCGACGGAUGGUACGCACUCAUGUUCUGGUCCAUUUUGUGCUGGUUCAAGAACAAGAAUCGGUCCAGCUGGUCGUACGCUCUCACAGUGGCCACUCCGCUCAAUGUCUCCUGGAAAUGGGCAAAAAUAGGAGACUUGGACACAGAGUCCAGUCUUCUGAGCUCUCUGGAUGUGGCCAGAGCACCCGAUACACAGAGCAAAGUAGAUUCCAAGAUACUUCCAUGGCGUUGGGUUGUAUCCCUUCUCGGUGUUGAUAUCGGACCAGUGCUUCAACCAAACGUUUCCGGCAGUGGACAAGAUCAUAGACACAAUAAUGCCAGCCAGCAAAAUAAUAACGUUCUUGAUACCACAUGCUUUGGCAUAAGCACGGUAAAUAGACGACUUGACCUUACCUUGUUCGUGUUUCUCUUCUCUUCCGGUAACAAUCUCGUCUUUAGUUUCAACAGCGGUUCUAAAGUCUUCCAAAACGGCUUUUUCCAGCUCCUUGUUGGCCAACUUCUUGAUUUCUUCAUCCAGUUCGCUGGACUCGGAUCUCGAGUCGUCGGUGGCCUCUUUAUCGACAACAGUCUCGGUAAUGUCUUCUUCUUUCUUCUUCUGACCGGCGUCGUUGAUCACGGUAUUGUUGGUAGCAAGAAUACGGCACUUGGUGCUCAAAAGACCUUCUGGACCAAGAACGUUGUUGAUCAGGUGUUUUCCAACGUGCUCGUCAACAGCACUCAAAAUAUCGUCCAGCAAGUACAAGUCAGCACGGGCAUAAACGGCUCUGGCAAGAGACAAACGAGCUUUCUGGCCACCAGACAAACUGAUACCCUUUUCUCCGACCUGGGUGGAGUCUCCGUCUGGAAGAACGUUCAGGUCAUGGGUCAAAGCACAUGCCUUGAUGGUCUUGUCGUAAAACUCGGCAUCAAACUUGCAACCAAACAGAAUGUUUUCCUUGAUGGUUCCGUUCAUAAUCCAGGCAACCUGAGGAACAUAUGCCACAGAUCCGUGCACAGUGACAGAACCAGUUGGUUUGUGCAAAUCUCCAAAGUAGGUGAUGUUCGACAGAGCCAGCUUGUAUGGUUCUUUGGACCAAAGGAAGUCUGCGUUGUCGAUCUUGACGACCUCCUGGCCGAUCUCGGUGACUGCUGGGCGUCUAUCGAUGGUGAAGUCGUCCAGCUCGUCGCUCUUCAAGAAGUCGGUAAUUCUAGUGAUUGCAACCUGGGCCUCGAUAAUGUUUCCAAUAGUCCAUGGCAAGACAGCCAGAGGGAAGCCAAGCAAGUUGAACAAGGACAGAGCCGUGAACACGAUGUCUGUGCUCAAUGGCACUCCUUUGUAAGAGAUGAUGAACAAGGCAAAAGUAGAGGAACUCACAAAGAAAGGAGUACUGUUGAAGAUGAAGUUACUGCAUGCCUGGAACACACCGAUCUUCUUCAAGUUCUCGAGCUCCUUGUUGUUUCUCACGUCCAUGAGCUUCUCUCUGUAGGGGUUUUCCCAAGCGUAGAGUUUCAACGACUUGAUGUUGUUGAGGAUCUCGGAAAUAAGACCUGUUCUGGCAUCUUUGACUUUCAUCUGGGUCUUCUGGAGUUUCUUCUGUUGACGGAACACCCAAGUGUUCAACGGAACAGAAACAGCGAGGAAGAAAACACCCAGCCACAUGGCGUUACCAAGCAGAUUGUACAAGGAAACCAAACACAAGAUGAUCUGCAAUGGACCGGACCAGAUGAUGUUUAA